Molecule: messenger RNA, 14426 nt
Organism: Dermatophagoides farinae (American house dust mite)
Lineage: Eukaryota; Metazoa; Arthropoda; Arachnida; Sarcoptiformes; Pyroglyphidae
Gene: HUWE1
Product: HECT, UBA and WWE domain containing E3 ubiquitin protein ligase 1
Biological process (GO): ubiquitin-dependent protein catabolic process; protein polyubiquitination
Cellular component (GO): cytoplasm; nucleus
Molecular function (GO): ubiquitin protein ligase activity; protein binding; zinc ion binding
Source: RefSeq, a predicted model, not a curated record
CGUUGAUUAUUCACUAAUCAUUUUUCUAUUUUUUCUAAAGAUCACAACUCAGAUUAAACAACAAACAGUCCAUUUCAGUCAAAAUCAGUAUUUGUUCCGUUCCAUUCACAUCAUCGGAUCAUCAUCAUCAGCUUCAUAUAAACACAGAUAAUAAUACAGACAGAUACAUAAGGAAAGAAAAACAUAAUUUCCAUCAUCAAACGGUGAUGAUGAUGAUGGUGGUGGUGACUUCAACCAUAAUCAAUUAAUUUGAAGAAUUAUAAAUUUUUUUAUUGAUAAAUAAAUCGACAUAAACGAAUCAAUCAUGAAGAUCGAUCGUUCGAAAUCUAAAAAGAGUUCAUCGGAGGUGCCUUUCGAUUGUAAACUAUUGAUUGAAGAACUUAAACAAUGUAACGAAGAUCAAAUGUUAAUCGUCCUUAAACGGAUAAAAACAUGGAGCUGUGGAAAAUGUGAAUUAUAUCAUUGGAUCGAUGUGCUAGAUUUAUUCGAUACUAUAUUGGAAGAAUGUUGCCGUAAAGAAUCUUCUGAUCAAUGGAUUUUACCCGUUGAUUUGGCCGAAAAUGUCAAGAAACGUGAACUUUUAUUGGCCGUAAUAUCGUUUACAUCGCUUUUGAUCGAACAUAGUUUCUCACGACAUUUAUACAAUUCGAUCGAGCAUUUGAUCACAUUACUUUCGUCGAACGAUAUGCAAAUCGUUUUGGCCAUACUAAAUCUGUUAUUUGUAUUCAGCAAACGAUCAAAUUUUUUCUCACGUAUCAGCAUUGAUCGGCGACAAUCAUUAAUGUCCAGACUAUAUUAUUUAGCCGAAAAUUGGGGCGGUAAAGAUCAAGGAUUUGGCUUGGCACAAUGUUGCCAAAAUUUGCCAUUAUCCAGUUAUCCAUCAAAUGCAACUACGUUUAAUUUUGAAUUCUAUUUAAAUAAUAACACCAAUAACCAACAAACAACAAAUAAUGAAUCUAAAACAAAAUCAACAACACAAAGACCAUUGGGUGAUAAUGGUACAUCAGCAAGUCAAAAAUUCAAUAAUAUUGUACGAAUUCACAUUGAAAAUGUACAUCUAAUCGAUAAACCUGUAUCGAUAUUGAUGGCCGAAAUUGUUGAACAAUAUCAAAUACCAGUUGAACAACAGAUGCAGAUAUUCACACAGUUACGAUUGACGAAAAAUUUUGCCAAUUAUCACACACGUUUGCAAUGUGUACAGGCACGAAUCAAUGCCUUGUCCAUAAUGGUCUAUUGUCAAGCGAUGUCCUUAAAUCAGGAAGGCUAUUAUUCCCUAUUAUAUAAUGGUCUAAUUGAAGAAUUAGUUGAGGUUUUAGAACUACGUCAUCCGGAACUUAUUGAGAUAAAAUCAGCUUCAUUGAAAACAUUAACAUCGAUUAUACAUUUGGAUCGUAAUUCAAAGAUGAAAGUCAUUAUUGAUUCAACCGGAGCGAAUUCUUAUCAUGGAUUUUUGCCAAUAUUAGUACGAAAUUGUAUUCAAUCACUUAUAUUAGGCAAUAUGGAAGAAUAUCCAUUGAAUUUUGUAACAGCAUUAUUUUCAUUUCUUUAUCAUUUGGCAUCAUAUGAUAAUGGAUGUGAAGCAUUGGUUCAAUGUGGUAUUAUGGAAUCAUUGCUUCGUGUGGUCGAUUGGAAAGGCCCGAAAGCAGAUGCUGAUGUUGAUCAUUUAAUGUUUGUUACACGUGCUGUACGUGUUAUCGAUCUGUUGACCAAUCAAUUUAUCGAUAUGAAUGCAUUUCAAUCAAAUAAUGGAUUGAAUACAUUUGUACAACGAUUGGAAUAUGAAGUGAAUAUAUGUCGUACAGAACAGCCUUAUGAAAUUGAAGUGCCAGCUGAUAGAAUAAAUCGUGACAAACAUUAUACAUAUGAUGAUGAAAUUCACAUUGAAGAAAGUGAAAAUAAAAAUCAAACUUCAACAACGCAACAUCAACUUCAGGAAACACCGAUGGAAGUAGAAAUUUCAAAUCCUGAAUCAAUGGCCGAAGCUUCCACUUCGAAAUCAUCGACUGUGGUAAAUCAACCAGUGGUUAACAAUAAUCUUCAAUGUUAUCCACAGCGGGCUGCAUUGUUGAAGUCAAUGUUAAAUUUCUUGAAAAAAGCCGUACAAUGUACCGGUUUUUCAGAAUUAGUACGACCAUUGAUGUAUGGAAAUUUUCCACGAUCAUUACGACAUAUAAUAAGCAAUGCUGAAUAUUAUGGUUCAUCAUUGUUUUUAUUGGCCACCGAUGUUGUCAGUGUUUAUGUAUAUCAAGAACCAUCAUUAUUAUCGGUCAUACAAGAUAAUGGUCUAACCGAUGUUGUAUUACACGCCCUUUUGGUUAAAAAUGUACCACCGACCAAAGAAGUGUUGGCAUCUUUACCAACUGUAUUUACAAGUUUAUGUCUAAAUCAUCGUGGCCUAGAAGCAUUCAUAGCGUUACGGCCAUUUGAACGUUUUUUUAAAAUAUUUUUAUCACCCGAUUAUCUACAGGCAAUGCGUCGUCGCCGUAGUAAUUCGGGUAAUGAUACAGCCACAACAUUGGGUAAUGCAAUGGAUGAAUUGAUGCGUCAUCAACCAAGUCUUCGUUCGGAUGUUAUUGGUGCAAUUCUAAAAUUAUUGGAGGAAAUCUGUAGACUUGGCAGUGAUCUAAGAUAUAUUUGCACCAAAGCAAGUAGUAGUAGCAGUAGCAGUAAUAGUGUCAGUACGUCAAAAUCAUUCGGAGCAAUUGGUACUGGAUCGGCUACCGAUGGAUCUCAUCAUCAUCACCACCAUCAUGGUAGUACAUCGACUGCCAUGGCUUUCGAUGAAUCGUCAUCGAACGCUGUCGAUGGUGAUGGUGAUGGCAGUAAUCAAAUUUCCGGUAGCAAUGUAAACAAUGAUUCUAGUUCAUCGGAAGAAGAUGAUUAUGAUGAUGAUGAUACUACAACGACGACAACAACAGCUGCAGCCGCAACAACCACUUCCGCCGCUGAUCAGAAUCCCACAGAUUCAUCAUCAACAGACGUCAUUGCAACAGAAGCAACUACGAUACCGUCCGCAUUAUCAUCAUCAUCGACAUCAUUAACAAUAUCAAAUGAUGAUCCAAUGAAAUCUCAAACACGUCCAGCUAUAGCACAAACAACAACAUCUGCUGUAUCUUCGGAUAUAACGAAUAUUGUUGAAUCGAAUCGUCAACAGAUACCAUUAAUUGAUUAUAUUCUCAAUGUGAUGCGAUUUCUUGAGGCAAUUUUGGCCAAUAAUUCUACCGAUGAUCAUUGUCAAGAAUUUUUACAUCAAAAUGGCCUUGAUCCAUUGUUCCGUUUGUUAAAAUUACAUAAUCUACCAUUGGAUUUUCCCGUAAUGCCAUCCUGUUAUUCGGUGGCUACAGUUUUGAAAACAUUGUUGAAUUUGACACAUGAAAAAGAUAUAUUCACCAAAGGCUUAGAAAAAUUGAAAGAAAUACUUGAAAAAUUAAGCCCAUUAUCACAAACAGCUAAAACAUUUAAUGGUAGCAUCCUGCUUGAAGAUCUAAUCAAUCAUUUAAGUACAAAGAAAGCAGUGAAUUUUGUUACACCUGUAUUGCAGCUAAUGGCCGCUGCACAUGCAUACAUUGUAAUGUUUCUACAAAUUUGUCGUACUAGUCAAGGAGAAAUUCGUUCCAUUUCCAUUGAUCAAUGGGGUUCACCGUUAGGUAUUGAAAUAAUUGGCCUAUUGAGCCAGCUUUAUAUAGCCCUAGUAUGGGAAAGCACUCUAUUGCUUGGCCUAAAUGAUUCUACAUCACAAAAAUAUGAAUUUGUGAAAAUUCAAAUUGAAAAACUCAAUACAUUAUUGAAGCAAAGCGUUAAUAAUGGCAACAAUCAAGCAUCCACAUCAUCAGAUAUGAUGAUGAAUGUUGAUGGUACAUUGUCGGCAAUGUCUCCAAUGGAAGUGGAUAAUUUUGAUGCUAAUAGUGAUCCAUCUAUUUCUGCUUCGAUUAGUCAAGAUAAUUCUAAAAUUUCAAAAAAUUCAUCAAAAUUGAUAAUGGCAACAAAUUCGGCUGUUGCUGUUAAAUCAUCAUCACAUCAUCAACAUCAAAAAUAUAUAAAACCAUUAUUAGCUGUUGCUUCACGUCUUGGUCGUGCUUUGGCAGAAUUGUUUGGCCUUCUGGUUAAGCUUUGUGUUGGACCAUCACCAAGACGUCGUAAUCAUCAUCAACCAUACUUGAUGAAUUCACAAACAAUGACACCAUCAAAACCGGUACAAAAUAUUGCUAAACAUUUGAAUGUUCUUCUUUAUAAUGGUCUUUCUUGGCAACCAUCAUUUGACACGAAUAUACCAAAAUUUCGGCUCACUUUCUACGUAUGUUCAAUCGGUUUCUCAAGUCCAAUGUUGUUCGAUGAUCGUAAAUAUCCAUACCAUAUAAUGUUACGAAAUUUCAUACUUAGUGGUGGACAGGAUGCAUUUUUUGAUUGUUUUCAUAUGGCUUUCGAGCAACAAUCGAAUAAUUCAUCACCCGAUUUACCGGACGGUAUUAUCGAAUUUCUUGAUUCAUGGCUUUUGUUGUUGGAAAAGAUGACCAAUCCGCAAACAUUGUUUGAUUCUCCACAUGCAUAUUCAUCAUCGAAACAAACGCCAUUAGAUCAAUCGGAUGAUAUUCAUUUUGAUCCGAUUCAAUAUUUGAUUCGUACACAUAAGAAAGCUUUUCCUUGUAUAAUGGAAUUAUGGAAUAACAAAUUAUAUCGUAUCAAGUGUGAUCGUGUUAUUGAAUCGUUGAUAACAAUAUUUUCACAUUUACUCAAAGGUGAAACAAUAAUUGAAAAACAUCUUGGCCUAACAAAAGUUGAUGGAACGAAUGCGACAACAUCAGCUUCUACAUCAUCAGGUGCUAGUUCAUCCUCAACAUUUACAAUUGAGCCAUUAGGUGAACUUAUAUUCAGUAGUGUUGGUGGUGAGGAUGGAUCAUCAUCAACAUCAUCGUCCGUUGCAGCUACUUCGGCAUCAUCCACAACUGCACAAUCAGCUGCCACUCGUUCUGAACAGAAUCCAAAUGUUCAGACAUUAAUGGAAAUGGGAUUCUCUCGUGAUCUGGCUAUUGAUGCAUUAUUACAAACCAGUGAUGAUGUAAAUGCAGCUACAGAAUGGAUUCUGCAACAUUUUCCUCGAUUUUUGUCGGCUGAUAAUGAAGAAGAAGAAAUGAUAAGGGCCAUUGCUUUAUCUUUAUCCGAUAAUUCUGAUGAAAGUGGCAGUACCACGGUCGUUGAAACAUUAACAACAACAACAAAAACUGUGGAUAAUAAAUCUAAACAACCGGAAAAAGCAGAACCGAAAAAUAAGGAUAAACCUUUGGUCAACGAAAUUCCACUUCGUAAGGAUGAAAUCAAUACAUUCACGGAUAAUAUCCUUGUUGGUAUAUUGAAACUUAUCGAUCAACUUCCAAUCAUACAUAAAUGUUGUGAAUUAUUGAUUUCCAUAUCAAAACGAAAUGGUCAUCAAUGGUUUGAAGAAAUGUUCUCUCAAUUGAUCGAUGAUAUAAUACGGAAUAUUGCAGAACUGCAAAAACAUACAUCCUAUAUUAAACAACAAGAAAAAUCGACAAAAAGUACAGCCAUUGAAUGGGCACACAAAUUGGUUGCAUUACCGGAAGCUUAUUAUCUUCAAUCACGAAUUCAUCUACUUGUCCUAUUGUUCAAUGAAACAAAGAAUUUAUGUGCUAAACAAAUAGCUCAAUCUGAAUUGUUGAAUCAUCUUAUUGAUCUGUUGGAAAAUGGAUCAUAUUUGUUGAAUGUUGCAUAUGAAAAAGAACGAUCGAUUCCGACACCGAAAUGGGUGGCACCAUCAAUUCUAUUGAUUGAUCUUUAUGAAAAAAAUGCCCUCGCCUGUAGACGUCGAAAACGCCUACUACUUGAAUCGUCAAAUUGUCGUCGUACGUGGAAAUAUUUUGAUGAACGUACAGUUCGUUGGUCUGCUUAUCAAACUGAAACGAAUAAAACUAUUGAUGAAGCUUUCCGUUCGGGUGAACAAUUCUGUAAAAUACAAGUUGCCCGACGUCGUUAUACAGUGAAUUUCACAACAAUGUUACAAAUUAAUGAUGAUACGGAUAAUUAUCGACCAAUCAUGUUUUUCGUUGACUCGGAUACAUCGAAAACUCAAGAAAAUAAAUCCACUUCCAAGAAUGAUACUAGUAAUGACAUUACGAAUAAUAAAGAUGACGGGAAAAAAUCCAAAGAUAAAGAUUCUGUUGAAACGAAAACUGCAACUAAAGAUGAAGAACAAUUUAUUGCCGAUAUAGUUGAAGUAGAUUUUCUUGACGAAAAACAAUGUCAUACAAUUAUUGAAGCUAUGGUCAAUUUUAUUCAAUUACCAAUCGAUUCCGACGCAUUGAAUGCCAUUAUACGUUUGAUAUUACGUUUGACACGAAAUUAUGAUAAUGCAUGCUUUUUUGUCGAAAAGAAUGGCAUCAGUCGUUUGUUGAAAAUACCACAAUGCUCCAUUUUUCCAGGUUUUGUUCCAAUGGCUACCUUGAUCAUUCGACAUAUGAUGGAAGACAGUUUAUCAUUGCAAACAUCGAUGGAUAAGAUUCUUCGUGCUCAAGCAAAUUCACCAAAUUCCAUACGUGAACUUCAUUAUAUGUUUCGUCAUUUCAGUCCGGCUGCAUGUCGUGAUAGUGAUACAUUUAAAAAAUCGGCAAUGAAUAUUCUUCGUAUUAAUGUACCGCAGACAAUGACCACACCACGUCGAAUGACACAGGAUGAAGAGCGUAUGACUCCACUGUUACGUGCUGUAAUGCCUUCCAGUGGAUCGAAAUCUGUUACGCAUAGCAAUGAUGGUAGCCAAAACACACAACAUUCUGAAUCAUCAUCUUUGGAGAUAUCUAAAGUUGCCAAAGAUAUAAUUUGUGAAUUACUGAACAUAUUACCUUUACAAUAUUCAUUACAACAAGAGUUGAACAAGACAAAAAAAUCGUCUCAACAACAGCCUGUGGGUGUUGUUUCAGCUGAUGAUUCUGCAGGUAAUUCAAAACCAAAUGAUCCUGCUUCUGUCAUUUCAAGCAACAACGAUAAAGAUUCGUCAAAAGAACAAGAUGUAUUUCGUACCCAUACAAUACUAUCGAUUUUGGCCGAAUUAACAAUAUCUUACCAUUCAGUAGCCAAAGUGAUAUGUGAACAUACAUAUACUUUUUUGUAUAAGGAUACAAUACUUGAUGAUUGUACGGCACUUUCAUUCAUAUUGGAUAAUCUACUAUCAUAUGCUCAACAUUAUGGUGAUAAAGAAUGUGCAACAUAUUCGCGUGCAUUAUUUACUGCCAUUGCAUCAGUACCAUUCUCUCACGAUAUACAUCAAACAUUAGUGAUUGAAAUCAAAAAUGCCCUGAAUCGUGCCGUUUUUCUACCGGAAUCAUAUGAAAAACAUGCUAAAAUACAAGCAUUAUCACCGUUGAUCACUUCGAUUGUUGAAGCUCAAUGUACAUCUUCAUCAUUACAAAAUAAUCAUUCUUAUUAUCGAGCACCUUUAUUAUCGGCGUCGAGUCCUUUGAUUAAAUUAUUGAUUCGUAAAAAUUUAAUUACUGAUUUGGCGAAAGUAAUACAAUAUCUUGAUCUUUCAUCACCUAUGAUGAUAACGACUGUGAAUUCAUUAUUGAAAACAUUGGAUUUUCUUUCGAAAACAUUGAAUACCCCACAGAAUCCAUUCACAUCGCGUCAUCAUCAUAAUCAUAAUCAACAACAGCAAAGUGCACAAAGUCGCCAUCAACGAAACUUGUUAUCACAUAGUUCAUUUACAAUACCAAUGAUUGAUUUGGAUUCAGCAUCAUCUAUUGAACCCGAUGGUUCACAAAUUAUCCAUAAUAAUGAUAAUGACCCGAUGCUAAUGGAACAAGAUCAUUCCGAAAAUCUAACAACAAAUUCAACUACUACUACAACAACAACAAAUAAUAAUCAGGACAGUAGUUCAGCAUUGGCUUUAGCUCCCAAUCAAAUACUUAAUGCUGAUGGUUCAAUUAUAGAAACGGAAACAACAACAUCGAUAACACAAUCGCCUAAUACGAAUGCUAUUCAUACGGAAAAUAUGGCACAAGCAUCGACAAUGUCAACAAAUUCUCAAAAUUUGGACGAAAAUACUGAAAAUGAAUUAUUUUUAGAUAGUGUCGCUUACGAUAAUUAUAAUAAUUCACAUCCACGAAGCGGUACUUUUACAUCGGACGAAUUACGCACAGAUGAUGAUGAUUAUGAAAAUGAUGGUCUCAUAAUCACUGAUCAAGACGGUAUGAAUGAUGGUGAUCAUGAAAUGCAUCAUGAUAGUCAUGUUGUCGUUGGUAAUAGCAACCAUGUUGGUGUUGAAUCAACUACCGCAAGUAGUGAUGGCACAGAAUCGGAUGAUGCCGAUUCCGAUGAACAUGAUGAUGACGAUGAAGAUGAUGUUGAUAUCGAAGAUGAUGAUGAUGACGAAGAAGAAGAACAAGAUGAUCAAGUUGGUAGUGCACAAGAAGAUGGUGAUGAAGAUGAUGAUGAUGAACAUAUGGAUGAUGACGAUGAUGACGACGAAGAUGAUGACGGUGAUGAUGAUGAAGAUGAAAUGGAUCGUAUACGGCCUGAAGAUUUAUCUCUGCAACAAAUGCUUGAUGACCAAUUUGGUCUUGGUACGUUGAAUAAUGAUGUUAUCUAUAGUUUGGAAGAAGUAUUGCCACAAUUUUUGAAUUAUCCUCACCGUGUAUCAUCAUCAUCGGAUUAUCUAUUGCCAUUCUCAUCACAUCAUCAUCAUCAUCAUCUUGUUGGUGAUGGUGAAAAUGUUAUCAUGAAUGGCCAUAGUAAUGGUGGUCAUUUUGUUCCAACAUCAUCUGUUGGCCGUCAUACGAAUGGUACGGGAUCAAGCAUGCAGAUACAUCACCCUUUAUUGAAUUAUAAUUCUGAUCAAAUGAAUAAUGGUGGUGGUGCUACAUCUUCAUCAGUAGCUGUUAUAAGUAAUGCUGGAUCAUCAUCAUUGGUGAAUAAUCUUGCCGGUUCAUUGGUUAGUUUAGGUUCUCAUGCUGUUAAUCCAAUAUCGGCUUCCUUUUUAUCAGCCAAUAACACAGUAGCUGCUAAUAUUGGGAUAGGUAGUGCUGGCGGUGGUGGUGGUGGACAUCGAUUAUCACGUAAUCCUUUACCACGUACACGUGCCAUACGAUCCUAUUUUCAUACUGGUCAUAAUUGGCAUGUGGCACAUUUCAAUACCCGAACAAGUCCAACACAUAUACUACAACGAUUGCUUGGAUCGGCUUCACAACAUGAAUUCGCUAUUCCAAGUGUUCGUAAUCCUUUUUCUCGACAUGAUUUGGAUCUUCGUGAUGAAACCUUUGAUUUUGUUCCACUAUCAUCAACGCCAAAUUCAUCAAUUGUAUCGAAUUCAUUCCAGAAUAAUCAAUUGAACUCAAUUCCAUCCACAAUACAACGUUGGCACGACGAAGCACGCUUAUUAGAUGGUGAAUAUAUGUAUGAUGCAUUGUUAUUAAUUAAACCGGAAAUUAUUCGUCAUCUUGAAAAAUUGAAAGAACAAGAAUUACAGGAAAAGAAACGUAAGGAAAAAGAAGAUAUGGAUGCUACAGCUGGUGAUGCAAAAAAUAAAUCGGCUUCCAAUACUGCUGAAAAUAAUUUGGAUCGUGAAAUACGACAAGCUAUGCAACAACCACAACAACAACAUGGAUCUGGUCAUCCAUCACAAUUUGAAGAAUUACACGCUCAUAUAGAACAAUUGACCAAUUCUGUCAUCAACCAGGUCUUGGAAUCAACUCCGCAACAGCAAUCUAAUAGCUCAAAUGAAUUAACAAACGAUUCUUCGAAUAGUGAUCGAAUUUCCCGUAUGGAAGUCGUCAUAUCGAAUGAUGAUAAUGACAAUAAUGACGAACAGCCACAACAACCACAAGUGGAUGAAGUUGUUCCAAUGUCAGUGGUUGUCAAUGAAAAUAUUCCCUCUGGGUCAAGUGAAGAUCCUAUUCCGGUUAGUCUUGAAGAUUUAGUUGUCGAAAGUGAAGCAUCUGUAGCUCGAUCUGAAGCGCAAAAUGUUGAUAUCGAAUUGAUGGAUCAUCAAUCAUCAAACGUUACGAACCAACAACAAUCUGACACUUCCGGUAUUGCUGAAGGCAAUCUGAAUCAAGAACAACAAUCGGGAACGGAAACAUCGACCAUCUCUCAACCAUCUGCAUCAUCGUCCUAUCAAUUAACACCUGAAGAACGAGCUAUUCUUGGUGAUCAAGAAUUACCCGAAGGGGUUGAUCCAUCAUUUUUGGCUGCUUUACCUGAAAAUAUUCGUCAAGAAGUGAUUGCCGAACAAUUCCGCAUACAACGAUUGAAUCAAUUACGUAACAAUCUACCACAACCGCCAGCAACAGCUGCUAAUGAAAGUAAUCAAGCUGUAACUGCUAUCAAUCAAUCAUCUAAUACCACCAAUGCUGCACCUGUUCCUGAAAUUAGUGAAGAUUUUCUUGCAGCUUUACCUCCAAACAUUCAAGAAGAAGUGCUCGCACAACAACGUGCAGAGCAACAACGUUUGAAUGCGCAGAAUACAAAUCCCGAUACACCGGUUGAUCCGGUCAGUUUUUUUCGAUCAUUACCACCCUCACUAAGGCGACAAGUUUUAUCCGAUCUGGAUGAUAGUCAAGUUCAACUGUUGCCACCAGAAUUUGCCAAUGAAGCACGAACACUCCGACGAGAAUAUGAACAACGAAAUCGGCAGAUUCAUGAUCGACUUUUCGAUUCUAAUUCGGCCAUCUUACGAAUCAUACGAUCAGCCGCUUCAGCUCCUAGAACAGCUGCUUUACGAUACGAUGGGUUGAGCAUUCCAAGUUGGACACAUGCACGCUUUUCGUUUAGAAAUGGUGGAGGUUCUAGUUCACAUGAUAAUAAUCGUUAUGGUUAUGGCAGCAGCAGUGGUUUUGGCCGUCAUACUCCGCGUGCAUUUACUAGUCGUUCAUUGAGAGGAAAAUACCUACUAGAUUACGAUGCCCUUUCAUCAAUUUUGAUCCUAUUGUUCAUUCAUGAUAGUCUUAUCAGUUCGAUUCGAUUACAUCGUGUAAUCAAAAAUCUUUGCUUACACAGUCCAACACGACAAUGGGUCAUUCAAUCUUUGUUGGAAAUUAUGGAAAAGACAAAAGAAUCAGUGGAUUCAUCAUCAUCUAACAAUUCAAUAGCAUUAAGUGCUGAUGAUCAAACUUUGAAAGCAUUGACGCAAAAUCAUUUUGUCUCUUGGCUUUCGAUUACAUUGGAUUCAUCGUUUGGUUCAAAAACGAACGUUUUCUUUCUGAGUAAAUCGAUAGGAUCAUCAUCAUCUAGUUCAAUCAAAAAGAACGAUAAAGUCAGCCAGAUCUAUACGAUUUCAAUCAAUCCACAAGCUUCAUUAUUCGUCUGUCGUAAUGUUUUGGACAUUCUUAUUUCUUUGGCCAAAACAUUUCCCGAACAAUUCAUUUGCUAUUCACCACCUUCAUCAACACCAUUGAAUUCGACACAAGCAUUACAGAAGAAUUUUUCGGCAACUUCCCUGAAUACAUCAAGUUCAAGUAUCAAAGAUCAACAACAUGAAAACAUUGCAACGACAUCGAAUGGUAAUCAGAAACCGCCACCAAGUUUUUUCGAUGUUCUCAUGCGUCACGAUUUUAUUCAUGCAACAAAAAAGACGAAAUCAAAGCAAGCCUCAUCAUCAAAUCUUCAAACUACAUCUAUCAUGGAAAUCGAUUCUGUUUCGUCCACUAAACAUUCAUCACAAUCACAGGUCGAUUAUUCACCAUUUUCACAAUUACUCAAUCUAUUAUCACAUCAUUUCAUUAAGAAAAGCCCUGUUUUAACUGAUCGUUUAAUUCGCCUAAUGACACAUAUUACAACGGCAUUAACACCGGAUACUGAUAAUCGUAAUCAAACGACACCGAUCAAUUUGUCUAAUGAAAUCAAAGAAAAAUUGAAUGAAAUUGAAAAAACUAUUGCUAAUGAACGUCUGUUGAAAUUGGUCGUCGAUGUACUCGUGUCAAAGACAUGUUCCGAAGAUGGUCUUGUGGAUGCUACAUCAUUAUUGAUCAAACUUUCAAAUCUAUUCUCCAAUUGUCGAAAUAUAUUCUACAAACUUUUACUAAAUGGUGUUCGCCACUUAGGCCAGACUGUCUAUGAUGAUAUCAAUGCAUUGUCCAUUGAAAUGAGUGAUUUGUUAUCGAAAUUGAAUAGACAGCAAACUAGUAGCAAUACUAGCACAACAUCUGAUAAUGAAUCACAUGAGAAGAAUAUCAAAGGUCAGACUAAUGUACAAGAUCGUUAUUCAAACAUGACCAUCAUCAUAAAUGCUCAAUCAAAUGCUAAACAUAAUAUCAUUUCGGGUAAAGAAGUACAAUUGCCAUCAAUGUCAAAUCUCAUAUCCAAAUCAUCAAGUCAAUUCUUAUUUCUACGAAUUCUUAAAAUUAUAAUGCAUAUACGAGAAAUUAAUGCUAAAAAUCAAAAUUCUAAACAACAGCAACCGCAACAGGAUGUUACACCAUCUUCGGCCGACCCGUCCAAUGAUAAUCAGACAACAACAUCUACAGCUGAAACAAAAAUGGAAGUAGAUCUUGAACAGGAUAAACUUAGCACCGAAUUACAGUUGGAUCAUUUAUGGGAAAAACUGAGCGAUUGUCUUAGUCUUCUAUCGGAAGCUCCGGAUGAUCAUGUUGUACUCGUUUUACAACCAGCUGUCGAAUCAUUCUUUUUAGUACAUGCUCCGGAAAAAUCUCGUACAACUGCUGCAAGUUCCGGUAGUGAAAAUCAACGUUCUGUUGAACCGGUUUCACAACAAUUAUCUCAUCUACAUCAAACAUCUGAUGCAUUGAAUGCGGAUGCUCAAUAUGAUGAAAAUCGGCAAUACAGUUCAUUACCGGCAGACACACAAAAAUUUUUAAUAUUUGCCGAAAAACAUCGUGUCGUUUUGAACCAAAUUCUUCGACAAUCAAAUAUCCAUCUUGCUAAUGGUCCAUUUGCUGUUCUUGUUGACCAUACUCGAAUAUUAGACUUUGAUGUCAAACGACGAUAUUUCCGCCAAGAGUUAGAUCGUUUAGAUCAAGGUACACGUCGUGAUGAUCUACCCGUCCAUAUUCGUCGUGAACAUGUAUUUGAAGAUUCUUACCGUGAAUUGAAUCGUCGUACAUCUUCGGAUUGGAAGAAUCGUUUCUAUAUCGUAUUCGAAGGUGAAGAAGGACAAGAUGCUGGUGGUUUGCUACGUGAAUGGUAUACGAUUAUUUCACGAGAAAUUUUCAAUCCCAAUUAUGCUCUUUUUACCACAUCACCUGGUGAUCGUGUCACCUAUAUGAUCAAUUCAGCAUCACAUUGUAAUUCAAAUCAUUUGAGUUAUUUCAAAUUUGUUGGCCGUGUCAUUUCUAAAGCCAUCCAUGAUAACAAACUGUUGGACUGCUAUUUUACUCGUUCAUUUUAUAAACACAUUCUUGGCAAAUUGGUAAAAUAUACAGAUAUGGAAAGCGAAGAUUAUUCUUUCUAUCAAGGCCUUGUGUUCCUGCUCGAACAUAACGUCAAUGAACUUGGCACAGAAUUGACGUUUUCAUUGGAAAUUCAGGAAUUUGGUGUAACCGAAGUUCGUGAUUUGGUACCAAAUGGUCGCAAUAUAAUUGUUACGGAAGAGAAUAAACAUGAAUAUGUCAAAUUAGUUUGUCAAGAAAAGAUGACCGGUUCGAUAAAGAAACAGUUGAAUUCUUUUCUCGAAGGAUUCUACGAAAUCAUACCAAAACGAUUGAUAUCCAUUUUUAAUGAACAUGAACUUGAGUUAUUGAUUUCUGGUCUGCCAAACAUUGACAUUGAUGAUCUCAAAGCAAACACUGAUUAUCAUAAAUAUCAGGCAACAUCAUUGCAAAUUCAAUGGUUUUGGCGUGCACUCCGUACAUUUGAUCAGGCUGAUCGGGCUAAAUUUUUACAAUUUGUUACCGGCACAUCGAAGGUUCCAUUGCAAGGAUUCACUGCACUGGAAGGUAUGAAUGGACCACAAAAGUUUCAGAUCCAUUUAGAUGAUCGAUCAACGGACCGUUUACCAUCGGCCCAUACAUGUUUCAAUCAAUUGGAUCUACCUGCCUAUGAAACUUAUGAUAAAUUACGUAUGAUGCUGCUAAAAGCAAUCCACGAAUGUUCGGAAGGUUUUGGAUUUGCUUGAAAAAACCAUAAACAACAUUGAUUUGAUCUAAUAGAUUCAUCUUGUCUGUGAUUAUAUUUACAAAACAAAGCAAAAAAUUCUUUUUUGUUGGUUCACAAUUACCCAAAAAUCAUUUUAAAAAUAGAAUUUUAAACAAAACAUCCUUGUGUCGUUCAUUUUUUGUCUGUCUGUCUGUGUCCCUGUCUGUAAUCUCAUUUAAACAUUUCAAAUCAUUAUUAUACACAUGAAGAAAUUCAAAAAAUUCUUUAUUAAAUUUUCCAAUAACACAUACACAACGCUAUUCAUGUUUUCAUUUGAUUUCCAUUUUGAUUACAAUUUCAAUUAAAAAUUAUAAUAAACUAUUUUUCUGACA